Messenger RNA from Myotis brandtii (Brandt's bat), 2808 nucleotides. RefSeq names its product Yae1 domain containing 1 (gene YAE1). The record is from RefSeq and is a predicted model, not a curated record. The transcript has 4 exons. Lineage: Eukaryota; Metazoa; Chordata; Mammalia; Chiroptera; Vespertilionidae. Bases 1 to 810 code for a protein of 269 amino acids.
AUGAAAAGACUAAGGGGCAGCAGACAACAGCCUGACGCCUUCCCCAGUUCUCUGACCCGACCUGGGCCCACAGAGCCUGGAGAACUGGAACAUUGCAAAGACGUGAUAGUGCAAAAACUAGAGGAGGGAAGGGGAGGCAAAAAGAGUGCCGUGCUCUUUACGAGCGGUCAAAUAAUGGCUGAGCCCAACGACCGUGUUGUCGAUUUCAGAAACGCCGUCGGUGAGGCUGGGGCAUCUUUUGAGCAUCUUUUGCGCGGGGAAGGCUAUAGAGAUGGACUACAGGCUGGCAAAGCAGUUGCCCUUCAACAAGGCUUCAAUCAAGGUUAUAAAGAAGGUGCAGAAGUCAUUAUAAACUAUGGACAACUCAGAGGAACACUGAGUGCUUUGCUCUCCUGGUGUCACCUUCAUGAUAACAGUUCGGCUUUGAUCAGUAAAAUAAAUAACCUUCUGGAUGCAGUUGGCCAUUGUGAAGAGUAUGUGCUCAAACAUCUGAAAUCAAUCACCCCACAGCCGCAUGUUGUAGAUUUAUUGGACUCCAUUCAGGACAUGGACCUUUGUCAUGUAUCUCCAGCUGAGAAAAAGAUUUAUGAAGCUGAAGAUGAAAGACUCUGUGAAAAUAAUGCUGAGUUUAACAAAAGCUGUAGCAAUAGUCUUAGUGGGGUAGAUUGUUCAUCUUUAGAAUGUUGUAGAACACAGGAGCAUACACAUUCUGAAAACCCAAGCCUGCCUUGGAUUUUAGAGCAGACAGCUAGUUUGGUAAAACAGCUGGGAGUAUCAGUAGACAUAUUACAGCACCUCAAACAACUAUGAAAAUUAUCUUCACUUUUCUGGUGAAAAUAAUGUUCAGAACAUUCCUUGGAGCAUUUUGUUUCUUAACAAGUUUACCAAAAUUUGUACUGGUUUCUACAUUGAACACUUCACUAGCCUUUGUGGAAGUUUGAAACAUCUUCAGAAUUAACACUAUUAAAUGUAAUAUAAGCCUUUUUUCUCUGUCACUGGUAAUUUUUAUGAAGUUUAUGAUAUGCUCAGAAAUUCCAGUUAUCGUUGUCAUUUCCAGAUUUCUGAUCAAAACCAUUUUCAGACUCACUAGCAAAAGUGAAUCAAACAUUUUGUAAGGGCUUAACCCUGCUUUUUGCUCUAUCACCAUCAGUUAGUUAGGACCUCACUUCCAGCUAGUCAGACCAAGGUUACCAAAUAUAAUGGCUAACAUCGUAAAUAUAUAAACACACAUAGAUUUGUAGAUAAUAUAUUGAAAAUAAGAGGCCAUAAGCAUAAAAAACUGAAGAUGUUUUUAUACUGAUGAUUAAAAACAUGCUAUAAAUACUAAAAUUGAUUUUAGUUUAGUGUUAAUUAAAAGUAAAAACAUACAAUUCCUUGAAAAAUACAGAAAAUAACUUAUUUUCUACUCUUUUUAAAAUCAAUGAUUCUUUGCAGCAUUUUCUCUAUUGAGGGCAAUUUAAAAGAUAUAGAGUAUCAAAAAGGACAACUCUGUCAUGCUCUUAGCUCCAUGUGCCAUUUGACCACUUGGCUCUGAAAUAUGCCAUUACUGCUAUGGAAUCUUAGCAGGUAUUCGAUGUUGGUGCUGAGGCCACCAACAUUUUUUGUGAUUGAUAGGAACUGGGCAACUAAAUUCCCCUACCUGCAUCCUUAUUUCAUUUAUAUCCUAACCCAGCUUACUUACUGCUUUGUGGUAAACCAAAAUGAAAGCUUUGAACCAAAUCCAAGUUAUGGUCCUCACCCAUCUUCAAACUAAAAUUAAAGGUUUGUGUUCCAGUCUGAGACUGAAGAUAUAUUAAUAUAUAUAGGAAUAGAGUCUAACUUAAUUCUAAGUCUUAUUCUUAAUUUCAGACCAGUGGAUGAAGUAAAUAUCAUAUGCUAUGUUAAUAAACCACCAAUCAGACUUCUUGCUCUGCAGAAAUUCUCCAAGCUCCGUCAUGCAGAUACUUCACGAUCAUAGUUGGCUCGCUACUGCCUUUCCCCAGCAAUCUGACUCCUCUUCCUCAUUCCUGGCUGUUCUGCCCAGAAUACUGGAAGAGGAGUCUUGUCACGGUCUCAGCUUGUUUUCUUCCCAUUCAUACUCCUCAGCUUCAAACUGCUUUUGGCUAAGGUCACUGAUGGCCAAAGUCACACAACUGCCCCUGACUUGUUUUAGUUCUGUCACAUGUCCCCAUCACUGGACAUGAACCAUCUCUACUUUUAUAAUCCUUCCUUCUACAGCAGCACUUUUUCUUACUAUUACUACUUAUUUCUACUGCACCAGUUAUACACUUGAAUUUUUCUAGGCCCAAGCAACAUUGUCAUUCUGAUCUCUCAUCCUGCCUCCUGCUCCCCGAACACUCCACACUUUUUUAUGGAUGAUGCUGUAAUAUUUUAUGGACAAUUCCCAACGUGCAAUAUUGCUCAUUCCUGACCGUUCUGCCCAGAAUACUUUCCCACAUCCCUCCUUACCAGAAAAGUCCUAUUUAUCCUUCAGUUACAGCUCAGAUUUCAGCUUUGUCAGUUAGUUGCUCUUCCCAGUGUUCCCUCUGCGUUUUGAGAAUCUCAGACUUCAUUUUUUUUUUCUUUAAGAAAGUGCCUUAUUGAUUGUUACAUCACCAGUACUUAGCACCAUACCCUGUACAUAGAUGCAUAGGUGGUAUUUGGUGAGAUAAAAAAUAUUUAAAUGCAUCUACCAAUGAAAAUCAGAAAUUUAGAUUCCAAAAUGCAUCAUGUUAUAUUUUUUAUUUUAAAAAGCAAACCACUUUUUUUUUGCCUUUUUUUUAAUGUUUCUUUUCAUUUUGCAUGUUAAUAAAAGUCCAUAUCUACAAA